AGAACAGGCUAGAUACUCUGUUGGCGUUCGUCUCCCACACAACUUCCGUCCCACAUACGCCGCCGCACCCGUCCAGGAGGCUGCGACCGGCGGCAGCGGCGACCGGAGUCCCAGGGCGACGCGCCUCCGUUCGUCCCCGUCCGCAUCCUUCUCUCCGCUCGCGUGCACCACCCCGCCGUCUCAAGAGUAGGCGCAAAAACAAGGCAAAGAGAGAGUAAUGUGGCGUCGCUGGAUUUGCUGCAGCCGUCAAGAUGCUGAGUUUGAUGAGCGUGAAAAUGGGCAUGCCAAGGCGCCAACAAGUAAUGUAGAUGGAAUGAGAAAGGGUUUGAAAGAUUCUGCUACUGUGAAAGCCGAGCCACAAGAUUCAGCUCUCUCUAUCGAUAUUCCUGUUCUAUCAUUGGACGAACUGAUAGAAAAGACUGAUGAUUUCGGGGCAACGGCUCUGAUAGGAGAAGGGUCUUAUGGGAGAGUGUACUAUGCUGUCCUUGAUAACGGGACAAAAAUGGCUGUGAAGAAACUUGAUUCCACUGAAAACGAGACCACCUCGGAAUUCUUGACUCAGGUUUCCUUGGUUUCAAGACUGAAACAUGAAAACUUCGUAGAUAUUUUGGGGUACUGUAUGGAGCGUAAUCUUCGUAUAGUAGCCUAUGAAUUUGCAACCAUGGGUUCUCUGCAUGAUAUUCUACAUGGAAGAAAAGGAGUACAGGGUGCACAACCUGGUCCUGCACUUGAUUGGAUGCAGCGAAUGAAAAUCGCUGUUGACGCUGCCAAAGGACUUGAAUAUCUGCAUGAGAAGGUUCAACCUUCUAUCGUGCAUAGAGAUGUUAGAUCAAGUAAUAUCCUCUUAUUUGAGGACUUCAAGGCCAAGAUUGCAGACUUCAAUCUCUCAAAUCAGGCUCCAGAUAUGGCUGCUCGGCUGCAUUCUACUCGUGUGUUGGGAACCUUCGGCUAUCACGCUCCAGAGUAUGCAAUGACUGGUCAGCUGACCCAGAAAAGUGAUGUAUAUAGUUUUGGAGUCGUUCUCUUGGAACUUCUGACAGGAAGAAAGCCUGUGGACCAUACAAUGCCUAGAGGACAGCAGAGCCUGGUUACAUGGGCUACACCGAGGUUAACAGAAGAUAAGGUUAAACAGUGCAUAGAUCCCCGGUUAAAUGGUGAAUAUCCACCUAAAGGAGUUGCAAAGCUUGCAGCGGUAGCAGCUUUGUGCGUGCAAUAUGAAGCCGAGUUCCGUCCAAGCAUGAGCAUUGUGGUCAAGGCUUUAUCUCCCCUAACCUUGAACAAGCAAACUCCCCCUGCACCACCACCAGCGCUAUGGACAGUUGAUUCACACACAGAAUUAACCGAAAAAUAAGAUACCUUUUAACUGAAGACGCGGGAUGAACAUAGUUCACUUUCCUCAUGCUGCUAUCUCUUUUGACGAAAAGCUUGGAUGAUAUAUAUGCAAGCCAAGAUAUGCAGACAACAGAGCCAUCACUUGUCAGAUCUCUGCAACUAACUGCAUUAAGAUGUGUUUUGGUGGAAACGCCCUUCAUUAUGUGUAACUAUGGGAUAUCUGUAGCGAACAAUGUCCGAAAUAUUCACAUUUGUUGAAAUUGGACUGUAAAUCCUUACAUGGCUUUUUGACGAAAAUGCAGUUGGAUCCUCC
Lolium perenne is the source of this 1645-nucleotide messenger RNA. RefSeq names its product PTI1-like tyrosine-protein kinase 2. Gene Ontology annotation, biological process: protein phosphorylation. NCBI's taxonomy places the organism in Eukaryota, Viridiplantae, Streptophyta, Magnoliopsida, Poales, Poaceae. Gene Ontology annotation, molecular function: protein tyrosine kinase activity; ATP binding. The record is from RefSeq and is a predicted model, not a curated record.